AUGGCAACCUCCAAAUCGGAAAUAAUAGGUUCCUAUCCUAUUGGCAACCGACUAGAAAAGUUUCGUGACUUACACGCCGCGUGUUCACUACGACAUGACCCUAAUGGACUGACCACAGGCGAUGAAAACGAGACUUCCAGCUUUGAGAUCGAGUGCCUCCUACCCCUUCUAAAGGCAAUCCGCGAUGGGGAGCCCGACGAGAUUAUAUGGGACAAGGUGUACGACGCCGUCACCGAAUCAACACCUCCUCCCCGACCUGUCCCCUCCUUCCAGCAAACACCCUGGAGAUAUAAUACGAGUAGCAUCGUAAACUCGAGCGAGCAUCGAAAAUAUUUUGAUCCAGCAUUGAAGGAGGAGCUCGGUAACCUAUACGUGGAUGUACCGGGGUUCUACGAGGCGUUUUUUCCAAGGAUCGAGUCGCUGGAAUCGACCGCCCGGGUGAUACUCGAAAGAUGUUCGGAAGGGGAGGAUCCUCUAUACCGCGAGGGGAGACGACCUCUCGCACAGCCCAACAAACCCAUCAGAGGCUCUACGGCGGAACGGAAACUGGAUAUUGGCUUUGUGGAUGAUUCAAAUGCCAACAAGGAUGCGAAAUGUGAGUGGUCUCAGAUACUAGUUCCAGGGGAACUGAAGAACGACCCCAAGUACGACAAGCAAUCUCACGCCUGGCUCGAUCUGGGACGGUAUGUCAGAGAAGUGAUAACCGCCCAGGACCAUCGCUGUUUUGUUCACGGCUUCACCCUAUGCGGACCAAACAUGAGGCUUUGGCUCUUUCACCGUCUGGGCGGGAUAGCUUCCGAGCAAUUUAAUAUCAAUAAUCAGGGCCUUCACUUUGCUUCGGUUAUUCUCGGGUAUCUCCUGAUGACCGAAGAGCAGCUUGGAUUCGAUCCAACCAUUAUCACCGGCGACGAUGGCCUGCGCUAUAUAAAAAUAAAUCGGAAUGGCGAAGAGGAGCGGCUGGUCAUCGACGAGGUGAUCACACGGCGAGCGUGCGUGGCCGGGCGGGCAACAACCUGCUGGAAAGCGCACCGGGAUGGAGAUGAAUCGAAGACUCCUGUUGUUAUCAAAGAUUCGUGGCAAUAUCCGGAGCGUGGUGAGGAGGGAGAACUGCUUCGAGAGGCGCUCGAGAAAGAUGUUGUUAAUGUGGCAAGAUACUACCACCACGAGACCGUUCGUGCGGGGGAUGGUGAAGACGAUAUACAUACCGGUGUUUGGAAGGGGCUGGAUAUUACAAAAGCAUCAAAUUACAGGUCGAAUCAAUCGAGGCCGCUUUUGAGUAGGAGUGGUUCUCGUACGGCACGAAAGGAUGGCACAAGCAGCCGGAAGCGAUCCUCUACUUCCAUCGAACCUUCAUUACCACCCAGCAAGCGGCAGUCAGUAUCACCGAUAAAAAGAAAUAUAAACGAAGCGAUACCAAAUCGCGUUCACCGCCGCAUUGUUGUCGAAGAUUAUGGCAAACCAAUAUCCAAGUCCAGUUCCAGGGUUGUCUUGCUUCAGGCUCUGGAGGGUUGCAUCGAAGGAUACAUGUCCUUGUAUGAAAAGGCGGGCUUGAUUCAGUCUGAUAUUUCCCCCAACAAUUUGAUGAUAAAUGAGGGAGGCAGCGACGGUACCUGUCGUUCAUUCCUUAUAGAUCUUGACCUUGCCAUCCGGCGAGAUCGAGAGGAAUCUAGCGGGGCGAGAGGAAAGACGGGCACCCGGGCUUUCAUGUCUAUUGGCGUUCUCCUUGGGGAAGGGCAUUCAUUCAUGCACGAUCUCGAGUCCUUCUUCUGGGUGCUCUUCUGGAUCUGUGUUCACUACGAGGGACCGGAUAAAGCAAAAGUUGACGAGGAUUUUGAGAAGUGGAACUUUUUGGAUAUGGAGGAGUUGGCGAAGCUAAAGAAGGGUGAGAUAGGUGAUGAACAAGAUUUUAAUUCAUCGGCGAAGAAAAGGUUCACAUCGUAUUAUCAGCCGCUUGUUCCUUGGGUUAAUCGGUUACGGAAGGAGGUCUUUCCGGAUGGUAAGCGAUGGAAAAAGGAAGAUCGAGAACUACCUGAAAGAAUGAAGGAGAUUCUCCGAGAGGCAUGUGCCGACCCCAAAGUUUAG
Histoplasma mississippiense is the source of this 2082-nucleotide messenger RNA. RefSeq lists its product with no specific name. The record is from RefSeq and is a predicted model, not a curated record. NCBI's taxonomy places the organism in Eukaryota, Fungi, Ascomycota, Eurotiomycetes, Onygenales, Ajellomycetaceae. The coding region runs from base 1 to 2082 and encodes 693 amino acids. The transcript is spliced from 3 exons.